AUGUCUGACAAUUUUAAUAUUUUUGUUUACUAACUAUUCCAAUAGUACUGUAUGUAUAGUCAUUAGUCACUAGUCAGUGUGUUUUAGUUUCGUUUAAUCCAAGAAUUGCAUGUUAGAACGCUAACGAUAUUAAUUAACUGUUUCAGUCUUUUUAAAAAAUUAUUUGAAGAAAUAGGCAGUGGUGUGAGUAGUGAAUCAGUGAUAACUUUCCGUUUCCAAUACUGUUUCAGUUCUGAUUUUCUUUCAGUUAGAUAAUAGUAAACACAAGUUCAUGCUGGAAUAGGCUUAUAAAAUUCGAAAUUAAAAGACUUAGUUUAAAUUUUCUUUAAUUGAUAAACAAACAGUUUAAAUAAAUUAUUUAGCUCACAACUGUUUUUACUAUUGAUCUACAAUGUCAAGACAAGGAACUAGGCUUGAUGCAAAAAAAGUGAAUUCAGAGCUGUUCACGUUGACUUAUGGUGCAUUAGUCAGCCAACUGAUAAAAGACAAUGAUAAUAUAGAAGAAGUCAACAAACAGCUGGAGAGAAUGGGUUACAACAUCGGUAUUCGAAUCAUCGAAGACUUCCUCGCUCGCACCAACGCUGGACGCUGCUAUGACUUUAGAGACACUGCUGAGAAAAUUCAAACAGGAUUCCGCCUAUACCUUGGUGUUACACCAGUCAUUACAAACUGGAGUUCCGCAGGGGAUGAGUUCUCGCUACAGUUUGAGUCCAGUCCUUUGACUGAGUUCGUAGAGUUGCCGGAUCACUGUUUGGGACUCAAGUACAUGAACGUUCUCACAGGAGUGCUUAGGGGAGCUUGUGAAAUGGUUCAGAUGGAUGUCACCAGCUGGUUUGUACAAGACGUGCUAAAAGGUGACAGUGUCACAGAGCUGAGGGUCAAGUUUAUCAAACGUUUUGAAGACGCCAUACCCGCAGGAGAAGAUUAGAGUUUCAAAAAUUAAUGUAUUAUUAUCUGUAAGCAACUAUGUUAAUGUUUAACUCUUUAUUGUGAAUAUUAUAUCCUUUCAUAUUCGUGUUA
This is a messenger RNA of Homalodisca vitripennis (glassy-winged sharpshooter), 1020 nucleotides long. RefSeq names its product trafficking protein particle complex subunit 3 (gene Bet3). Gene Ontology annotation, cellular component: cytosol; TRAPP complex; cis-Golgi network membrane. Gene Ontology annotation, biological process: intra-Golgi vesicle-mediated transport; endoplasmic reticulum to Golgi vesicle-mediated transport. NCBI's taxonomy places the organism in Eukaryota, Metazoa, Arthropoda, Insecta, Hemiptera, Cicadellidae. The record is from RefSeq and is a predicted model, not a curated record. The transcript has 4 exons. Bases 392 to 928 code for a protein of 178 amino acids.